GCGAUGGAGCAGCUGAAUCGCCUCACGCGCUCGCUCCGCCGCGCGCGCACCGUGGAGUUGCCCGAGGAUAAUGAAACUGCUGUUUAUACAUUAAUGCCAAUGGUUAUGGCUGAUCAACACAGGUCUGUUUCUGAAUUACUAUCAAAUUCAAAAUUUGAUGUCAAUUAUGCAUUUGGACGUGUGAAAAGAAGCUUGCUUCAUAUUGCAGCAAAUUGUGGAUCGGUGGAAUGCUUGGUCCUGCUGUUAAAGAAAGGAGCAAAUCCUAAUUAUCAAGAUAUUUCAGGCUGUACACCCCUUCAUUUGGCUGCUAGAAAUGGACAGAAGAAAUGCAUGAGUAAAUUAUUAGAAUACGGUGCUGAUGUCAACAUUUGUAAUAAUGAAGGCCUUACAGCAAUACACUGGCUGGCUGUGAAUGGGAGGACAGAAUUACUCCAUGACCUUGUGCAACACGUCAGUGAUGUUGAUGUUGAGGACGCAAUGGGGCAGACAGCACUGCAUGUGGCUUGCCAGAAUGGUCACAAAACGACUGUGCAGUGCUUGCUAGACAGUGGUGCUGAUAUUAACAGGCCAAAUGUGUCAGGAGCCACCCCGCUGUAUUUUGCUUGCAGUCACGGUCAGAGAGAUACAGCACAAAUUCUUCUAUUACGAGGAGCCAAAUAUUUGCCAGAUAAAAAUGGAGUAACUCCUUUGGAUUUAUGUGUACAGGGUGGAUAUGGAGAGACUUGUGAAGUGUUGAUUCAGUAUCACCCUAGGCUUUUCCAGACUAUUAUUCAAAUGACACAGAAUGAAGACCUCCGAGAAAACAUGUUACGACAAGUUCUGGAGCAUUUGUCUCAGCAAAGUGAAAGCCAGUAUCUAAAGAUUCUAACAAGCCUUGCUGAAGUUGCCACAACUAAUGGUCAUAAACUGUUGAGCCUGUCUAGCAAUUAUGAUGCACAAAUGAAGAGCCUUUUAAGGAUUGUAAGGAUAUUUUGUCACGUCUUUCGAAUUGGGCCUUCCUCCCCCAGUAAUGGCAUUGAUAUGGGCUACAAUGGAAAUAAAACUCCAAGAAGCCAGGUGUUCAAGCCUCUGGAAUUGCUUUGGCACUCAUUAGAUGAAUGGCUAGUUUUAAUAGCUACAGAAUUGAUGAAAAACAAAAAGGACUCAACGGAUAUCACUUCUAUUUUACUGAAACAAAAAGGCCAAGAUCAAGAUGCCACUUCCAUUCCACCAUUUGAACCUCCAGGACCUGGGAGCUAUGAACAUCUAUCAACUGGCACAGGAAAAUCCAAACCAGAUGCUCUUGCAGGGAAACAGGAAGCCAGUGCAGAUUGUCAGGAUGUUAUUUCUAUGACAGCCAACCGGCUAAGUGCUGUCAUUCAAGCUUUUUACAUGUGCUGCUCUUGUCAGAUGCCUCCAGGAAUGACUUCACCUCGUUUCAUUGAAUUUGUCUGCAAACAUGAUGAAGUUUUAAAAUGUUUUGUUAAUAGAAAUCCCAAAAUUAUAUUUGACCACUUUCAUUUUCUCCUUGAAUGCCCUGAAUUGAUGUCAAGAUUCAUGCAUAUCAUAAAAGCACAGCCAUUCAAAGAUCGUUGCGAAUGGUUCUAUGAACAUUUGCAUUCAGGACAACCUGAUUCAGAUAUGGUACACCGACCAGUGAAUGAAAAUGAUAUUCUGCUGGUUCAUAGAGAUUCUAUUUUUAGGAGUAGCUGUGAAGUUGUGUCAAAAGCAAAUUGUGCAAAGCUAAAGCAAGGGAUUGCUGUACGGUUCUAUGGAGAAGAAGGCAUGGGUCAAGGUGUUGUACGUGAGUGGUUUGAUAUUCUGUCAAAUGAGAUCGUCAAUCCUGAUUAUGCGUUGUUUACACAGUCAGCUGAUGGAACAACUUUCCAGCCUAAUAGCAACUCCUAUGUAAAUCCUGAUCACUUGAACUAUUUCCGGUUUGCUGGACAAAUCUUGGGAUUAGCUUUGAACCAUAGGCAGCUGGUCAAUAUUUAUUUCACACGAUCAUUCUACAAGCACAUUCUUGGUAUUCCUGUAAAUUAUCAAGAUGUGGCAUCCAUUGAUCCAGAAUAUGCCAAAAAUUUGCAAUGGAUUUUAGAUAAUGAUAUUAGUGAUCUGGGUCUAGAACUAACUUUUUCUGUUGAGACUGACGUAUUUGGAGCAAUGGAAGAAGUUCCUUUGAAACCUGGAGGUGGAGGUAUUCUUGUGACACAAAAUAACAAAGCGGAGUAUGUUCAGCUUGUUACUGAACUUCGAAUGACAAGAGCCAUUCAGCCUCAGAUCAAUGCUUUUUUACAAGGCUUUCAUAUGUUCAUUCCACCUUCUCUCAUACAGCUUUUUGAUGAAUAUGAAUUGGAGCUACUGCUUUCUGGCAUGCCAGAAAUUGAUGUGAGUGAUUGGAUAAAAAACACAGAAUACACAAGUGGCUAUGAAAGAGAAGACCCAGUUAUUCAGUGGUUCUGGGAAGUUGUAGAAGACAUUACUCAAGAAGAGAGAGUUCUUCUCUUGCAGUUUGUUACUGGCAGUUCCAGGGUCCCCCAUGGUGGUUUUGCUAAUAUCAUGGGUGGAAGUGGAUUGCAAAACUUUACAAUUGCUGCUGUGCCAUAUACUCCAAAUCUUUUACCAACUUCAAGCACCUGCAUCAACAUGCUCAAAUUACCUGAAUACCCAAGCAAAGAAAUACUAAAGGACAGACUCCUGGUGGCACUGCACUGUGGCAGCUAUGGUUACACAAUGGCAUAAUGAAACCUGAAAAACUCAUCUGACUGCUGAUGCACAAUUCAGAGUGGCAGAAGCAAUUUAGGAAACUGUCAACAGAAAAGUAGCCUAAAUGCAACCCAUAGGCAGAGCUGAUGUGUAAAAUUCAUAAAGAAUCAGGUUUUCUGUUUUUCUCUUUUUCCUUUUAUAUUCUGUGAUACAAUUAGAAAAUUAGAAAACUACCACAGAUAUUUUUUAAAACUGCUAAUUACAAAUAGUAUAAAGUGUCUUUUUUCAUGUUUCUUAAAUCUUAUUCAAGAUUGUGUUAAGGCAAAAUCUUAUUUUACAUUCUGCCUCUGUAUGCAGCUAUCUUGUUAAAAGUGUAUUUUUCUGUUUAUUUUCCUAUAUAUGAGGACAUCCAGCUGGUAUGUUCUACUGCAUGUAAAGUAUGAUUUAUAUUUGAAAAACAAUUGUAAAGAAUGAAUUAAUUUAGAUUGUGUAUAAAGCCAUAGAUAUGUAUUUUCCCACAUUGUAUUAUAUUGCAAUGAUUUUCUAGGUUUUUAGUACUUUAAUAUAUAAUGUAAAAUUUAGACUGAUGUGACUAAACAGCUGAUGAAAUGACAUGUAAUUUAUAUAUUAAAUCUUAUAUUAUAUGAAGUAGCAUCUUUCAGUGAUCAGUUUCCAUAUGUACAUGUUGUGUUUUUGCUUAUGCCUUAUUUCAACUUAAAAUUAAGGUAAAAUUUAAAUAUGAUACUUUUCCAUAUUUUUAUGACAUUCAUGUGUGAGUUCUGGUAACAUAUUUGAGGAAGUAAUCUGAUGUACAGAUAAUUUAAAUAUGUAAUGUUUUAUUUCUUAAAAUUGUUUUUUGUUAUUAAAAUGUUAUAUACAAAUGAUAAUGCAUAAUACAGAUCAUUGGGGCUUUAAAUUUUUGGGUGGUCUAAUGAGUUUUAUUGUUUGUUUUUGUUUUGAAAAGAUACCUUAGACAGUCACAGUACGAGUUUUAGAACACACAUUUGCCAGAGGUAGGAACACAUGUAGGAAUGCUACCAGAAGCAUUUGUAAUGUUUAGGACCUUGCUUCUGGAAACUAAUAGAAUCCCAUGUCAUUAUUGACAGAAUGAUAUAUGAAUAUUUUCGCAUAAGUGACAUUUAGUCGAGAGCUAUACAUUGAAAAUAACAGGAGCCAAAUGGUACAAAGUUUUUUCUUGGUUAUUUUGAGUCCUGUUCUGCUGCCUUUUUUAACAGAAUAUUAAGAAUAUAUUAACAGACAAUGGAAUUUCUUAAAAAUAUGUUUCUGAAAUUAAGAUUCAG
Octodon degus (degu) is the source of this 3986-nucleotide messenger RNA. RefSeq names its product HECT domain and ankyrin repeat containing E3 ubiquitin protein ligase 1 (gene Hace1). NCBI's taxonomy places the organism in Eukaryota, Metazoa, Chordata, Mammalia, Rodentia, Octodontidae. The transcript has 24 exons. The coding region runs from base 4 to 2721 and encodes 905 amino acids. Gene Ontology annotation, molecular function: ubiquitin-protein transferase activity; protein binding. Gene Ontology annotation, biological process: protein polyubiquitination; positive regulation of protein catabolic process; proteasome-mediated ubiquitin-dependent protein catabolic process. The record is from RefSeq and is a predicted model, not a curated record. Gene Ontology annotation, cellular component: nucleus.